AUGAAGUUGACAGGAUUCUUAUUGAUUUUACCAGUUUUAGCUCAACAAACUACUAUUUUCAUUACUCAAGGAACUCAAACUGUGAUUAUUCCAGGAGUUCAAACUGAAGUUGAUACUGAUGCUCACACAGGAACUCAAAUUGCAGUUACGGGUACUCAGCCAUUAACUACAGUUGGAAAUACAGGUACUCAGACUGGAAAUACAAUAGUUCAACCACAAACUACAGUAACUCAAGCUACAGACACUGAAACAGGAGCUAUGCAAACUAUGAAUAAUCAAACAACGCAUCAAAAUGCAACUGACCAUGCUGGUCAUAAUCAAACAGGAAUUGGUCAACAAACUGGUCAACAAACUCAAACAGGCCAGACUGGAACCCAAACUGGAACCCAAACUGGAACUCAAACUGGAACUCAAACAACAACUGGCCAGCAAACAACAACAAAUGGUCAACAAACAACAACAACUGCAACAGUUGCAGGAGCUGCAACAUUAAUGGUCGGCAGUUUAGGAUAUCUUGCUUGCUUUAUGCUUUUAUAA
Insectozyma verbasci is the source of this 537-nucleotide messenger RNA. The record is from the annotation of a GenBank genome assembly. Lineage: Eukaryota; Fungi; Ascomycota; Pichiomycetes; Serinales; Debaryomycetaceae.